GGAGAGGCGUGGUAGUGUGUGGCACCGAGGAUGAAACUGGGGAAGGCUUUUCCCGUUCCACUGUUAUCUGCCGUGUCAUCUUCCUCUCCAGACAUUCAAAAUCCAAAGACAACUUUAUUUAUUUCCCAAUCCAUUCCUCCUUCCCUUCCCUCAACUCGCUGCCCAAUGGAUUCAGAUUUAAAUCAUUCAGUGGACGCAUCUCCAGACGAGGCUCGGGAGCACCUCCUGGUUGUGGAGGAUGGGGAAGCCGCCAAAACGAAGUUCCAGAUACGGGAUCUGAGCAAGGUGUCGGACGCCGGAGCGCCGAUUCUGAGCGCCGUUAACCUGGACGUGGUGGAGGGGGUGAUAAUGGGGAUCAUAGGCCCCAGCGGUAGCGGAAAAUCCACCCUGUUGAGGGCGUUGAACCGCCUUUGGGAACCCCCUUCUUGCACCGUCUUCUUGGACGGUAAAGAUAUUCGCCACCUCGAUGUUCUCUCCCUCCGUCGCAAGGUCGGGAUGCUCUUCCAGCUCCCCGCUCUCUUCGAAGGUACUGUGGCAGAUAAUAUCCGAUAUGGACCACAACUAAGAGGGAAGAAGUUAUGUGAUGAUGAGGUGCACAAGUUGCUUAGACUUGCAGACCUCGACCCUGCCCUUUUGAACAGAAAUGGUGGAGAACUUUCUGUUGGUCAAGCUCAAAGAGUUGCACUAGCACGGACCCUAGCAAAUGAACCAGAAGUUUUGUUGUUGGAUGAGCCAACAAGUGCAUUGGAUCCAAUAUCAACACAGAACAUAGAGGAUGUUAUAAUAAAGCUGAAGAAGAAGCGUGGAAUGACUACCAUUAUGGUCUCCCACAGCAUCAAACAAAUCCAGAGGAUUGCUGAUGUAGUAUGCCUCCUUGUGAAUGGUGAGAUUGUUGAAGUUUUAAGACCCGACAAACUAUCGGAAGCCAAGCAUCCCAUGGCACUCAGGUUUCUUCAGCUCAGCUCCUAAACUGGUCCUAUAUCGGACCUUCCUCAACUCUCUGGCAUAUGAUGGGUGUAAUCGCUGAACUUUCAACAUGUAAGCUCAUAUUCUUAGCUAUGAUAAAUAAUGUAUGUGGUGUAUAGCAUGUGUUUGCAAGCAAUAAAUUUACAGCACCUUCUCUUGGUGUCGAAGGCACCAUAGAUAUUGUGAUUA
This is a messenger RNA of Malania oleifera, 1155 nucleotides long. RefSeq names its product ABC transporter I family member 17-like. Gene Ontology annotation, molecular function: ATP binding; ATP hydrolysis activity; phosphate transmembrane transporter activity. Bases 31 to 969 code for a protein of 312 amino acids. NCBI's taxonomy places the organism in Eukaryota, Viridiplantae, Streptophyta, Magnoliopsida, Santalales, Ximeniaceae. Gene Ontology annotation, biological process: phosphate ion transmembrane transport. The record is from RefSeq and is a predicted model, not a curated record. The transcript has 4 exons. Gene Ontology annotation, cellular component: membrane.